Molecule: messenger RNA, 2293 nt
Organism: Priapulus caudatus
Lineage: Eukaryota; Metazoa; Priapulida; Priapulimorpha; Priapulimorphida; Priapulidae
Product: protein cramped-like
Exons: 12
Coding region: 128-2293 (721 amino acids)
Biological process (GO): pattern specification process
Cellular component (GO): nucleus
Molecular function (GO): chromatin binding
Source: RefSeq, a predicted model, not a curated record
CGCGCGAACUUCCCCCGAUGACAACUUUGAUUCCGUGUAGGUGAUUGUUUACCUUUCCGUGUGAAUGAAUUAUUUACGCGCAAGGCGAACUUUUGCAGUCACGUAAGUUUGCAUCGGCGUCAGGCAAAUGGUAAAGCGCAAGAGGACCGUCUCAAUUGAAGAAGAAAGGGCACAAGAAUGCCAAAACUGUUGUGAAGAGGAAGCCACAUCCAUGGGGAAGCUCGUAGAACUUGCUCCUGUGUCAGUAGCAACAAUGAUCAAUGCAGAAGGAGGAAACAAUCCUCACAGCCAUGAUACUCGGUCAAAGCAGGUGGGGAGCAAGCUGCCUAUUGAGACAUCACCACCACCCGUCACUUUGUCCAUCCGAUCAAGUGGAAGAACGGCAAGACGAAAACGGGAUUCGACGCCCCCAUCGGCACCACCCGCCAAAAAAUCCACUAAGACUAGUUCUCAGCCGGUACCAACUGGAACACCAGAGGUUAAAGCAAGACGAUCCUGGGAACUAUGGACCUCGGAUGAUAAGAACACAUUCUUCGAGGCUUUGUAUGAGCACGGCAAAGAUUUUGACGCUAUUCAGAACUACAUAGCGUCAAAACACAAGAAGCGUGGCGGUGAUCCACCCGUCCCUCCAAAGGACAAGGACCAAGUGCGGGGGUUCUACUAUAGGGAAUGGCAUAAGAUAUCCAAGCAUCUAGACUUUGGAGAUGACAUAAAGAAGCAGACGCAGGAGUUGUAUGCACUGAUCAACUACGGAGUGUUGCGUAGAAAGGUGGGAGGCAGGCUUACAGAGAAGAAUGCACAGAAAUUGCAGGAUCUUAUUAACAAAGGCGUGACGACGGUUCGCAUGAAAGUGAAGGGAAAGAACGGUGCGAAGAACAUACGGAUAAAGACGCCGCUCUGUCGCGCUCUGAAGAAACUCAACAACAUCGACGAGCCGAAGGAGGAGGAGCCACCGCGUCUUCCCAGCGGCAUCGUCGUGACGCUGCGACCGCACGACAACGCCGCGUUCUCGCGCGUGCACGCCCUCGCGCAGAACCCGUGCGCCCGCAUCACCGUCGCCGCGCAGAAACGCCUGAGCGCCCUCACGACGUUCCUGCAGAACAAGUGGCGGUCGCCUUACUCCAAGCUGAGAAAGCAGCUCGGCGACUCGGCGCCCGACAACGACAAGGUGAUCCGUCUGAAGCCGCCGCGCGACCUCCGCAUGUCCGCGCUGAGCGUCGAGCCGUACGAGCAGCACACGACGCGCGACGUCACGCUGACCAGCUACCGGCGCAAGGUGCUGCGCGGCAAACCCGAGCAGGACGUGUGCAGGGACGGCAGCGGCAGGUGCGACCAGGAGGCUGUCGCUGUCGCCGAUGCCGCGGAGGCGAGGACGAGUCGCGCGCAACCCGGCGGGGAGAGCGGGAAGCCGGGCUGCGACGCGCGCGCGACUGCGAGCGACGGGGGGGAUGUCGCCGUCGCCGCGGAGACGUCCGGCGAGCGGGGAGCGCAGCCGGUUGCCGCGGAAACGACGUCAUCCUGCCGGCGGGAGGGCGAGUCGCGGCCGGAUGCUGCAGAUGGAGUGCGGCGGUCCGUCGUCACGGAGACGGUGUACCAGCGGACGCUGUCGGAGGAUGCUGGCGGCGGUCAGGUGGAUGCGGUGUCGUCGGACGAGGGAGAUAAGGGAAAGGAAGGCCUCCUCGCCGGCGUGCUCCCCGAGCCGCAGAGGUCGUACAAGUCGGAGGUGGAGGAGGAGAAGCUGCGAGAGAGCAGCAGUGAGAGCGAGGAGGGGCAGCAGGAGGAGGAGCGGGAGAAGGCGGACGUGCGCGCGAAGAGGAGGCGGGGGAGGAACGCGCAGCAGCGGCAGGUGUUGAUGAGUGAGGAGCGCAUCCGGCAGGGCUGGACCGCCGCAGACGCCGGCAAACUCACCAUCGGCGAACUCUACCUCAUGCUGAACAGUCCUGAGGUGAUAGUGCUGGAGUACGAGUGGGUGAGCCCCGACAACGCGGCGACGGCGUCUGCCAAGCGACUCAUCCAGGCACUCGAGAAACUCCUCCUACUCGCCGGCACCGAGUUCUCAGUUGCCAAGCAGAAGCAGUUGCAGCAGGUCGGAGGCAACUCGGCAUCGCCGUGCCGUUGCGGUGCCCUCCCGCUGAGCCAGGCCGCAACCCCACCCUCGAGCCGCACCCCGGGGGCGCGCAGCCCCGCCACGCCCCGCUCGUCCACCCCCCGGGCCGGCGCUGUGCGCAUGCAGAGCCCCAUCACGCCGAAGAGCAGUCCCGGUGUUCGCCGUGCCGACGGUGGCGCCGCCUAA